This is a messenger RNA of Bactrocera oleae (olive fruit fly), 5859 nucleotides long. RefSeq names its product quaking related 54B (gene qkr54B). Gene Ontology annotation, molecular function: mRNA binding. Gene Ontology annotation, biological process: regulation of alternative mRNA splicing, via spliceosome. The record is from RefSeq and is a predicted model, not a curated record. Lineage: Eukaryota; Metazoa; Arthropoda; Insecta; Diptera; Tephritidae. Gene Ontology annotation, cellular component: nucleus.
AUAAGAGAAAUUAACCUUAUAUAUAAAAUUUAAAUAAUUUUUAUUAGUUUGCCUGAGACGACGAAAAAUCAUCAAAUUGAACACGACCAAAAAUGUCAUUGAGAUGUGUUUAUCAAACUUUGUGCACUGAAUUUUAUGAAACAAAAGAGUCAGUUGUUAAAAUAAAUUUACGAAAUAUUUUGAAAUAAAAUUAAGCUUUUAAUAUAUGUAUAUACUCGAAAUUACUCGUAUAUAUGAAUACAUUGUGACCGUCGAACAUAUGAGUAUUUUAUAACAUUCACAAUGGCAUGGAUUGGUGAACCGCAGAAAACUCACCAAUUUUUGUAGUCCUUUUUGCGAAUUUUGAAUACAUUCAUCAGUUUGGUCAUUGUUGGUUGAUUGUUGGAAAAAUCGAAGCGGUGAAUCGGAAUCGGGAAAGACGUCGGACGUUGCAUUUUCCGACAAUUAAAAGUUAUUAUUUUUUGUUAAAGAUUUACUUUCGUAUUAGGUUUCCCCUUCACUUGGCUGAUUGUGUCGUAGUUGCUAUUCCGUUUAUUAACGUUUUGUGAAUUGAUAACUGCUUUUGGGGGCUGCCUCUCCACACGUUGUUGUGUGUGCAGCGCGAACAUUUGUUGUUGUGCGGAUGCAAGAUGACUGACGUCUACGACGGCAACGGUGACUACGCAACAUACAACGAUGAUGAUGACUAUAGCAAGCAACGUAAAGGCGGUUGUGUACCGGGAGUAGAUCCUCAUAAUGGUGAUAGCUCCAAUCAUGAUCUACACCACCAUGUAGGCGGAGUUGUUGGUAGCGGUGGUGGUGGCGGUGUUGUCGGUGGUGGAAUGGGAAUGAUGGGAGGCGGUGGCGAAGGUGGUCAAUUGAACGAUAAGGCAAACGAAUACAUUCGUGAUUGUAUGGCGGAGAAAAAUCGUAUGGAUAGAAAGUUUCCAAUUGCCGAAAAACUAAUGGACUGUGAAAUCGAGAAGGUCCAAUCGAUGGGUCGCAUACCGCCUCGCGAACAAAAAUAUGCGGAUAUUUAUAGAGAAAAACCUCUACGUGUUUCUCAAAAGGUAUUGGUGCCAAUUCGGGAACAUCCCAAGUUUAAUUUUGUUGGAAAAUUAUUGGGACCAAAAGGAAAUUCCUUGCGCCGGUUGCAAGAAGAGACACUUUGCAAAAUGACCGUACUAGGACGCAAUUCAAUGCGUGAUCGUGCGAAGGAAGAAGAAUUGCGUUCGUCAAAAGACCCAAAAUAUGCACAUUUAAAUAGUGAUUUACAUGUGGAAAUCUCUACAAUCGCUCCACCGGCAGAAGCUUAUGCACGUAUCGCCUAUGCAAUGGCUGAGCUACGCAAGUACUUAAUACCUGAUAGUAACGACGUUAUACGACAGGAGCAACUAAGAGAAUUAAUGGACAAUACAGGCAUUUCUGACGAUGUCACUAAGUCAGCAUAUAAAAAAAUACCGCAUCAGCCGCCUAGUAGUAAUCUUGCUGGCGGUGGUGUUGGUAGUGCUAGUGGCGGUUGUGGCACUGGCGGUGUUUUGGGUGGUGCUAGCGGCACGAUGGGAGCAGGAGCUGGUGGUACCAAUAUGUCUAUGGGUAAAGGGGCGCCACAUCAUGCAUACAGAACCCCACAAUCCACGCAAAAUUUGCAAUUUAAUAAAAAUACGGUAGCACCCAAGCAAAAGGUUUUGUCCAUAUUAGAAAAGGCUCGUACUGCUAUGGAAGAAACAUAUGGACGCGGCUACGAAGACCCAAUAUCAUAUGAACAGCCCACUUACGAUGCUUACCCCUAUGGCCAUGGACCGAAUACUCAUGCACAUACUGGGCAUGUCCCAAGUAAUACCGGCAUAGGCACAGCAAAUAUGGCACCGCGUGGACCCUAUGAUGUUUCCGAUUAUGAAACUGAUUACAAUAGAAGAGACUAUUAUCCCAAUUCGUCGAAUUUCGGAGGUGGCGGAGCUUCGACUAUGCAUUCAAAUCACAACACUGGCAUAAACCCGAAUCAUAAUCGAAGCCACGUUAAUAGGUGAAAUUCGUUCGCCAAACUACACACAAAUGCAAGUAUUAUUGCGUCGCACAUUACCACAGCAGCUACAGCAGUCACCACAAAUAACACCUCCCCAACAAACGCCAGAGUCGGACAGUGUAUCAAUAACAGUAGCAACAAUUAUUACAGCAACAAUAACAACAGUAAUAAUAAUAAUAAUAAAACCACCGUUACACCCACACAAUCCCAAUUUAAUAACAACCAACAAAAUGUGAACCAACAAAUCUCAAUUGGGCAAAAUGUUGGCGGCGGUGGUGCAAAUAAUACGAUAACUGGCUUAGGGCCCACAAUGCAACAGCAAUUUAAUACGAAUGCGAAAAAUAACAACACUCAACUGUUAUCACAACACCAGCAGCAGCAGCAGCAACAACAGCAACAGCUGUCAGCGAAUACGUUACAACAAACGCCGCAACGGCAUCAACUAACCCACCCACCGCCACCACGUCAAUCACACUCUUACCCUUACAACACCAACAAUAAUAAUAAUAAUAAUCCUAAUCUUAAUAUGAACAAUGUUGCGCCCAAUAUGUCCGCUAACAAUAUAGUGAAACCACACCAACAACAACAACAACAACAAACUUACACGCCAAUCACAGCAACACAACAACAUAUUAAUGGUGCACUAACGACAACAGGGAACGCUACGCAGAAGUCGCUAACUCAGCCACUACAUAAACAACAACAACAACAACAGCAUCAGCAGCAAACAACGACUGCUGUCAACAAUAAUAGUAAAAUAGCAGGUCCAAACAUGUCAGCGACUAAUAUGUUCUUUGUAAGGCCAACAAAUCCAGCACCACCACAACCAUUACACAUUGGUGAAUUGCAACCUUUUGUACCGGUGCAGCUCUUUUAAAUUUUACACAGCUCAGCUAUGACUACAAGAACAAAAGAAUAAAGAAAAGAAGUAGAAGUAAUUAAAAUGCUUCUUAGGCAACAGCAACACAGGAUAACAUAGAAAGCAUUAUUUAUCUUUACAAUUAUAAAAUAUUGCUUGCGUUCGGUUGCUAGCAAAGGAAAUGUGUCGAAAAACUUACAUACAAACAAGCAAACAAACUUGCAUAAAUUUAUAGAAAAUGUUCCAGUGAUUAAAAAUGUGAAAUUCAGCAUUGCAGUGAACAGCAAUUUAAAUAUGUAUUAACAAGUAAAUAUAGAUUUCUAUGUUUAAAUCAACGAAAUAGGGAAAAGAAUGACAAAAAAACAAAAUAAUAAUCUAAAACAUGAUAUAAACGCAAAAUACAAACAUGACGUUAAAUCAAGCCCACUUACAUACAUAAACACAUACAUACAAUGUAUUUACAUACAAACAUUUACAUAUAUACAUAUAUAUGUAUAUGCCUGCGGGCUAAUGUUUAAGACGCAUAUUAUUUAUAAAAGUAAGCUCUUAUCUAAAAAUAAAUGAUAUUUAUAUAUUUAUAUUCUUAAUGAAACUAAUAGCAAGAAAAUACAAUAAGAUAAACAUCUAAACAAAGCAAAACAAAGAGAAAAGCUAAUGGCAAGUACCAGAAAGGUUAAACUUAUCGAUAAAGUAGAGCGCUUACAAAGGGAGAAGAAUCAAAGAUGACAUGAAACAUGCAAACAGAAUUACUUUCAACAAUUUUACAAAAAAGAAGAAGAAAAAAAAACAAAGACGAAUGAAUACAAAAAAUAAUAAACAUUAAAAUUAAUUAACAAAACAAUAUAAAUUUAAAAUAAUAAUAAAAAUAACCAGUAAUUGUAUGUGUUAAAAGCCUAUUUAUUACAUAUUUUAAGCUCAAAUUGCAAAUUAGUAGCUAAAAGUAUAAUAUUAUAAUGGCAUUAAAAUUGAGAAAUUUAAAAUAUAAACAACUUACUACUAAAAACAAACAUGAACGGCAUAUAAAUUACAGGAUUUAAGCAAACACAUAAAUACAAACAUAUACAUACAUAUGUAAACGAAAUGAACGAACUGAAUAUUGAUUUACAGAUAUACGGAAAAAUAUGUUAUAAAGACCAAGCUUAUGCUUUGCCUAUUUCUUUAAUUAAUUUUUUAUAAAUAUAAUUUUAAAAUUUUUUUUUGUUAUUAUAAUUUUAAAAUUAUUAAUAACUUAAUUUUUUUUUAAUAUUAAUAAAUACAUAAAAAUAUAUUUUUUUGUUAUUUAUAGUUUUUAAUAUUUCAUUUAUUUAAUACCUUUUAUAUAUUUUUAAUUUAUUUUUUUUUAUAUUUUUGUAACUUUUUACAUUUUUAGUUUUUUUUUAUACAAAAAAAAAUUUUUUUAAUUUUUCUUUUUAGUAUUAAAAAAAACAUAUUUAAAAUAUUUUUUUAUGUUUUAUAUUUUAUUGUUUUUGGUAAUGCGCGUUGUCUUUUUGUAAUAUGUGCUACAAAAAAUGUGAAAUGUAAAUUUCAAAAUACUUUGACCAAUUUCCGCAAAGACCCGCUUUCUUUUAUCUAAUUUGUAUGUAUAAUUGUUAAUGCACACCGGUAUUAUAGAUUUGUUUUGAUCAAAAAAUGUGACUUAGCUCUGGUUAAAAAAAAAAAUAAUAAUUUCUGUACACAUUUCUUUUGUAUAAUAACACUUUUAUAUUAUGAUUCUCAUUAUAUACUAAUUUACUUUAGAUAAUUUUUUAUUUGUAAACACAAACUGAAAACUUUAAAUUCAGAAAUUAAAAAAUUAUAUGUUUUCAUUGUGAAAAUUAUCUUUUCCAUAAUUUUCAUUAAUUAAAAAAUUUAAUAUAAUACCAUAAAAGUGAUAACUGAAAACUCACCACACAAUUGUAGAGAAGUUUAAUAACUAAAAGACAUUAAAUUUAUUUUGAAAAAUAUGAACUCAUUUCUUAAAUACAGCAAAAAUUAUAACAUUUUAGAUGAAGAAGUCAAGAUCUAAUUCCAAUUUUUUUUAUUUAAAAAAAAAAUUAUGAAUAUCCCAAAAAAUUAAAGUUUAAAAUUUUGAAACUACGCAUUUCCUGUAAAAAAAAUUAUACAUAUAUAACAAUUUUCUUAAAUAUUUAAUAUAAAAAUUCAACGCGUCAUGAUUUUUAGUUAAUUUGAACACAUUUAAAAACACGUCGUUAUUGCUGUAUCCUCAAUUAUUACAAAUUUGUUAAUCAAAUUUUCUGUUCUGUCAAUUAACGAUUUUUUUAGGAAUGCAAAUGUAGAAUUGCAAAAGAAUCAUGAUUACUUUCUGCUAAUUGCUAAUAAAUGCAAAUAUUGUUGGAAACAAUAAAAAAUACACAUACAUAAAAAACACAUAUACACACACUUAACAAUAUACCAGUACAUUUAUACAAUACAUAUAAUUUGUAACUAAAUCUUAAAAAAUCAUAAAGUUAUUAAUUAAUAUUAUACUUACGAGCAAAAAUAAAAAAAAUAUAUAUUAUUGUAACACAUAUACAAUUAAAACAUAACAUGCUGAUAAAGUACAUAAAAGUAAACCAAGCAAUCGUUAAAUCGAUCUUGAAAUAUAUAAAUAAAAGUUAUACAUAUACAUAUACACAUACAUAUAUAGAAUGGAAAAUAAUAAAAUACUUAAAAUCGCUAUAUCGAUAGAAGAAAAAGAUAAAAAAAAGAUUAAAAAAAACUAAAAUAUUACUUACAAUAAUUGCAGCAGUCAGUGUAUAGUAAAAAAAAAGAGAUAAAAAAAACAAAAACAAAAUAGAAAUUUCUGCACAUAUAUAGCAUGCGUAGCGUACUGUCUAUAACGCUGCCGGCAUAAGUUUUGUGUGUUCUAUCUUCUCGGAUGGCGUUUAUAAUGGAUCCCCUCGUCGAAUGACGACUACUUCUUUGAAAAUGUGCUGUUCUGUGCAAUUAAUAAUAAAUAUUACCCUACAAAUGAAAAUAAUUGAAUAAAUAAAUGGCAUACAAUAAAAUAUAAAAA